Sus scrofa (pig) is the source of this 7782-nucleotide messenger RNA. Lineage: Eukaryota; Metazoa; Chordata; Mammalia; Artiodactyla; Suidae. The record is from RefSeq and is a predicted model, not a curated record.
AAGUUACAUUUUCUACCAGCUUUUCUUCCUCUAAAGAUCAUUGGUUUUAGGAAGAGUUUAUGCCUGGCAAGUGGCGUCUGUUGCCUAUUAUGAGGAGCCCAAGUCUGAACACUUCUGCCCACAGUAUCUUGGUAUCAAAGUGGCUGAGGAAAACACAUUGUAGCUGCCCCAGGGUAAGCAUGAAAUAGACAGAGCUGAAUUUCAUCAGGAGUAGUGGCUUUGCAAGAUGAUGAUUCAUGGUGAUGGCUUGCAGGGUCAUAAACAAAAGAAGGCACAUGGGACUUCAACAACUUUCAUCAUUUGCAGAAACAGGAAGAACUUUCCUAGGCCCAGUAAAAUCCUCCAAAUUUAUUCAAGAUGAAGAGUGUCACGAAAGUGUGUUAAUCAGUUCAGCAGUAAGGCUUCUUGAAAAUUUGGAUUUAACCAAUGCAGUGGGACAACUUCUCAAUGAAGCAGUUCAAGCACAAAAUAACAUGUACAGAACUGGAACCAGUACUCUCUUGUUUCUUGUUGGUGCAUGGAGCCGUGCUGCUGAAGAAUGUCUUCAUUUGGGUGUCCCCAUUUCAUUGGUAGUGUCUGUAAUGUCAGAAGGCUUGAACUCUUGCAUUGAAGAGGUCGUUUCCCUUCACGUGCCUAUCCGCAAUGUAUUUGACCUUACAGACAACACGAAGACAUUUUCUGGUCUUGAAACAUUCAAUGUCAGCUUGUUCCCUUUUCUACAAAUCCCUUCAGGUACUGGCUUGAGGCAGGAAGAGCAUGAUCUCAAAGACGUUACCUCUCAGUCCUUGGCUGUCUGCAGUCUUUCUGGGAGACCUGUUAAAUCACCUAAACUCUUUAGGCCUCAGGCUAAGGUCAAAACAGAUAAAAACACAUCACAAACUCCUCAGGUUCUGAAAAACAGUCUGCUUGCUGACACCCGCUGCAGAAAGUCAGUCCUAACCCACAGUAGACAUUUUAGUAGCAGAGAUGAUAAUCAGUGGAUAAGCAAACCAGAUGGAUUUCUAGAGCAACGUGGUGCAGCUGCUCCUAAGACUUACAGAUGUGAUGAGUUGGUAGAGUUGGAGGUGGGUUUGAGUCACGGAGAUCACAGCAGCAUGAAACUGGUGGAUGAAGCAGUACGGCUGCAGUGUCAGAGCUCAGGAAUGCAGCAUGGCAGCAGUUCAAGGCCAUUUCUGUUGGACAUUUCAAGAAUCUUCACUUGGUGCUUACCAGGUUUACCUGAAACUUUUUCUUGCGUCUGUCCAGGAUAUAUCACUGUUGUAUCAAUAACUAGUACCGCUGUGAUCAAGGAAUUGCAGCAUCAGCCUACCCGGGUAGUUCUCAUUGAGGGUGACCUCACAGAGAAUUAUCGUCACCUAGGAUUUAACCAGUCUACAAAUAUUGUCACAGUAUCAGAAAGCACAAAGUUUCAGCAAGAUAGUCUAGAAGAACUAUGGACAAGUCAUGUUUUACAGGUAUUAAUCAGGUUCAACGUGAACCUUGUCCUGGCACAAGGAAGUGUAUCUGAGCGCUUAAUUGAAAAAUGCACACAAAGUAAGCGGCUGGUAAUUGGGUCAGUGAAUAGCAAUGUGAUGCAGGCUUUUGCAGAGGCUUCAGGAGCAGUGCCAGUGGCCUAUGUUACACAAGUGAAUGAAAACUGUGUGGGCAGUGGGGUCUAUGUGACCUUCUGGAGAAACGUUCCCUUCAGUGCUUCAGUGCAGAUCCAAAGAAUAGCAAUCAUGUUAAAAACAGAGGGAAUGAAUUUGGUGACAGUAGUGCUGACUAGCCCAAUCCCUGCCCAGAUGCAAGCCAAAGAAGAUAGGUUCUGGACUUGUGCCUAUCGCCUGCAUUGUGCUCUAAAAGAGCAGAAGGUCUUCCUCGGAGGGGGCACAGUUGAAUUUUUAUGUCUUAGCCAUCUUCAAAUUCUUGCAGAGCGAUCUCUGCAUAAAGGAAACCAAGGCUGUUCAGAAUGGCUUCGUAAUACUUCCUCUUGGCUGGCCUCAUCUGUGGCACUAUACAGACCAACUGUGCUUAAAUGCCUGGCAAAUGGAUGGCACAGGUACCUUUCAACUCUCCUAUGUAAUACUGCCAGUUACUCAUCAGAAUGUGAAGCCAGCACAUUGAUUCAGCAGCAUCUGCAAAAUGCAGUAGACUCUGGCUCUCCUUUGUCUUACAUCUUGAAUGAAUAUACUAAACUAAAUAGUGGAAUUUUUAAUUCAGGCAUUUCAGAUAAACUAGAAGAGAUUCCAAGAGUUUAUGACAUUGUUACACCAAAGAUUGAGGCAUGGCGCCGAGCUUUGGAUUUAGUACUGUUAGUACUUCAGACAGACAGUGAAAUUAUUACUGGACUUGGACAUACACAGAUAAAUUCACAGGAAUCAGAGGGCUUUUUAUUUUUGUAGUAUUACUGGCUAAGACUUCGGAAAAUAAUCUUGAUAACUUAUCAUGCUAACAAUAAGUUUUCUAGUAGCCAGGUCUUAGUAUAUAAAAUGCCAGCUUUUACCAAGAAGAAAAUAGGGAGUUCCCGUCGUGGCGCAGUGGUUAACAAAUCCGACUAGGAACCAUGAGGUUGCGGGUUCGAUCCCCACCCUUGCUCAGUGGGUUAACGAUCCAGCGUUGCCAUGAGCUGUGGUGUAGGUUGCAGACGCGGCUCGGAUCCCGCGUUGCUGUGGCUCCGGCAUAGGCUGGCAGCUACAGCUCUGAUUCGACCCCCAGCCUGGGAACCUCCAUAUGCCACAGGAGCGGCCCAAAGAAAUAGCAAAAAGACAAAAAAAAAAAAUAAUUGAUAUUUAUCAAAUAACUGUACAGUGUCUGAGACUUCACCCUACUUGUAAUCUAGCAAGUUAGCCUGUUACUAUUUCUUGCAGUGCAGAAGAAUAUUCAAGAUGCUUGGAUCAGAGACAAAAGACUUUCAUUAUUCACAGCAAAAGCAGUAGCCAGAGCUUCAGGUUGCUUUGUAUCAGUUCCCCAUUUCUCUGAGUCCCACAAGAGCAACGCCAAGGGCCAAUGAUGGAAGCCUACACAUGCUGUGUGUUGUGUUCCAGAAGAGGAACACUGAGCUUUGGGUACCCUCUGCUUCUCUCAUAAGCAGAAACAAUCCGGUUCUUUGUUCAGGGUAGUUGUUACCUCAUGCCUCAGGGUUGCUCAGUACACGCAACCCAGAGACACAGACUGGGUAAGGAUAGGUCAUGGCCUACUGAGAAGAUGCCAUGACUGAGAUAGGUCAUGACAUGCAGUGUCACUCACAACCCAUAAUGGAUAGCCUCUUCUGGCAGUUUAUUCCUCAGCCUGCAUGUUCUUGACCAGUCUUGAAUGUUCAUGUGAGUAUGCCACUCUGUUGGCCACUGUAAUUAAUCUGGCAAGCAGUUUGCUUAGUCAGUUCCAAGUCCAUUCAGUUGGUCUCAUAUAGCAACUAAAUUAAGGCUACUGAAGCAGACUCUGAGCAGCAGGAUGAAGCCAGUCUGCAGUGACUCUCAGUCAGGUCCCCCAGUGUCCUAAAUUUAGUCACAUGUAAAUUCCAGGAGAGGAUCAAUAGGUCUGUUUAUUAGCCAAAAUGUAGUCCAACACCAAUUUAUUAUCCAUUAUGAAUCAUGCAAGGGAGCUUUGACUGACUUGCUAAUCUUUGUUGUCAUUGCCAAAAUUAUAGGAGGCAGUAGAUGGGCCAAAAUGCAACUCCCGUCUGUAGUGGAGAGAACUUUGUGGCCCAUUUUCCCUACAUACAGACACAUAACCCCAACAGGCCCAGGUCACUGUAUCUCAGGAUUUGUUGUUAAGUCUGAUUUGAAUCACCAUUGUAUCAAUUUGAUUAAGUCCCAUAGGUCGUGUCAUCCAGUAGUUGCAGCCUCAGUUUCCAUACAUGGCCAAAUGUAAGACCACACCAACACUAGGAGAAACAUAUCAGUUGGGUUGAAACAAAGUUGUCCUGCUUCCUAUGUAUGUGCAUGUUCACAUCUGGGAGCUGCCAUUAAUGGCACGUCCUGCCUCCAAUGCUGGAAACGAGUCUUACUAAGUAUUCAGCCUCCUUUAUGAUGGUGGGUGGUCAGGGAAACAGCAUCUCUUUUUUUGACUUCCAGAAGGACUGAGUGCUAUGAAUCUCUCCAGAUGGUCUCAAGGAACUUUACUUGGCAAACAGUGUUGUGAAUUUUGUUUGGGUUUAUGAGUCACUCCUGUUGGUAGAGGUAGAUAACACUACAGCCAGGAAACUAAUGGUCCCAGUCAGGGUCAUUGAGACAGGCUACUAACUUGUCAACCACCAGAACAUCUGCUUGUCAUCUCUAUAGCGAACACUUGAGGCAUCAGCGCAUAGAGGCGCUCACUCUAAAUCCUAGCCUCUGAAUGGGUUAGGAUAGCUUAGGGCAUGGUGGUGGAUGGUAUGAAGUUUGUCUCAUUUCUCUCCUUAUAGCAAUACCCUGAGAAAGAGGAUCACUUCUGGCACUUUGUGAGCAUUUAAGUUUAAGCAUACAACCACCUUGAUACCAGUUUAUAUUUUCAUAGCAAGAGUUCAUUGAAUUGGGCCAUUGGGCCCCACACACAGGGUCACUUUUUUUCUUUAUCGCACGAUUUGCUCCAAUCCUGUUCAUUUACUUUAGUCACUCCUCCCCGCACCUCCCUCCCCAGUGGAAACAUGGACCAAGAAACUUAAUACUUUCACAGUAGGGGCUUUAAUAGCCACUGAGGCAUGGUCUUCCUGGCUGGUAGCUAGGAAGGAGCAGAGGGAGGGAAGCAGGCAAGGAGGGGCUUAGUUUUUUGGUUCUUCAUUUCAGUAUUGAUGCCAUCUUCUCCCCUCCCAUCCCAGGCUCCAGGGAUUUUUCUUUUUGCCCUCUACACACCACUGUGUCUCCUCAGCCCUGCAGUCCUGGGUACCUUUGGCCACCCUCUGGUCAGUGCCCACUUCCCUGGGUGGGAUGGUCACUUGGGCACCUGUAUCUAGCAGAACUAUAAAAGUGAGUCACUUUCUUCCCCCAAGUGCCCCAUCACGCUUGGUUUUUUCCUUUCAGCAGCUGAGGUCAGGGGGGAGGACGAAGGAGGUAUUAAGUGUAGGGGGAGAGAAUGGCUCCGUCCCAGCAAGCAGCGCUUGUGUUAACUUUUGGUUUUGAUCAGCUGCCCAACUAUUGCCCAAAAAAACUUGUAUUUAUGGUCUACUCAGAGUAGUAUUUCCUCAUCGCUGACAGCAUUUCUUUCUGCUUUGGGGACCGCUUGUCUUAGCAGCCACAGCUAGUUUCUCCUCAGCUAGUGCAGGCGGGCACACCGCCUUGCUGUCGUGUUCAGUCUUCCUCCCCCAACCCAAGGCAAGUGAGCAACAACCAAGGCACUGUUUGGGUGGCUUGUUUUAAUGCUAUGGCACCGUUUGGGUGGCUUGUUUUAAUGCUGUCUUUCAUACUUAGUCUCCAAGUGUUCAUUAGCAGGUAAACAGUAGGAGGCCUGCAUCCCCUCCCGUCUUCCCGCUACUUGAGCGAAAGCCAAAGUGAAAACUCUUGGAGCCACAAGUCAUAUCUCUUAACCCAGCCUACCAGGGCUCUCAUCUUCUCCAGAGAACCAUGGCUCUCUCAAGUCAAAACUGGCAAGAACUAGGCAGGCUCUCAGGUGUUGGCCAGUUUACAAGCUCACAAGUUAGCCUGUUAAAAUUUCAUGAGAUAUUGGCAGAAGACUCAAGACAAAGACUUUAUAAAAGUAACCAGAGCUUCCUGUUGGUUUAUGUUGGUCCCCGGUAUUCCCAAGUCCCACAGGGCUGACAUAAAAAGUCCAUGAUGAAUGCCUGCACAGACAGUAAGUUUGUGUUACAGGAGAGGAACACUGAGCUUAGGCAAUACCCAGCUUUUAUAAUAAGCACGAGCAAGCCUAUUCUUUAUCUGGAGAAAGAUGGAACAUCAUCAUCAUUCAAGGGUGCUCACUGCAAACAGAGCCUUGAGAAAUGCCCUGGAAAAGAGAACUCAGUACCCACCAAGAACAUGCAGGGAUUCCUGAGCCAGAAAUUAAACAUUAUAGGGCCUCAAUUAUGUGUGAAGUUUUGGGAAUUGAAUAUUAGCAGAGCUCUGAUAAAUUAAUAGUUGUAAGUUACCGAUUAUCUACCAUGUUCCAGGUAACAUUCAAAGUUCUUUAUGUGUUUAAUUUGUUAAGAGUCACCACAACAAAGUACCACAUACUAGGUGGCUUAAACAACAAAAAUUGAUUUUCUCACAAUUCUGGAAGCUGGAAGUCUGCGAUCAAGAUGUGGGUAGGGCUGGUUUCUUUUGAGGCCUCUUUCCUUAAUUUGAAGAUGACUGUCUUCUCCCUGGGUCUUCACAAGGUCUUUCUCUGUACCUUUGUCCAAAUUCCCUCUUCUUGUAAGGACACCAGUCAUAUUGGAUUAAGGCUCACCCUCAUGACCUCGUUUUAACUUAAUUGCCUUUUAAAGGACCCUUUCUCCAAAUACAGUCACAUUUUGAGGUGCUAGGGUUUAGGACUUCAGCAAAUGAAUUGGGAGAGGGACGCAAUUCAGCUAAUAACACAUAUGUAGUCUCAGUCUUUGCAACAUCUAUUCCCUCCACUCUGUAGAUGAGGAAAUGAGCUUAGUAAGGUUAAGAAACUUGCCCAAAGUCUCAGAGAUACUAGGUAAUAGAGCUGGCAUUUGAACUAAGGUUUUAUCUAGCUCCAAAGUCUGUAUUUCUAAACAUUAAUUGUUAUGUGAAGCACUUUCUUCCUGCAAGGUAACAACAAAACAAGAAAAGAGAAUGCCUGGUUUAUUUACAAGACUAAUUUAAAUGUAUUAGAAAAUAUAAAUUUAUUAUCCUCAUGUUUGGGUAAAAGAAUAUCAUUGUGGGGUUUGUCUUAUAUGUGAUAACCUGCGAACUUUGCACAGAUGUCAUUUCAAUUGUACAUACUGUCAUUGUUCAAAGAAUAACAAAAUUGAGUGUAGAACUGUUUUUAAAAAUAUUUUCUUUUCCUUGAGUAGAUACUGAUUUUUUCUCCCUCUGUAUACUAUUAACACUUAGUUUUUGUUAAAAUAUUUUGAAGAUUAUGAAUGCCACUGAUAUUAACAUAGGUGUUCAGCUCACUAUAUAGAUUUUUUUUUGCUAAGCUAGUAUUUGCAUGUAUUUAUACUCUUAAGUACUGAGUACAUCUUUUAAUUUUACUUUGAAUAUUUUACUUUGAAACUAGAAGUCUCACUCUAAUAGAGGUUUUGUAAGUUUGUUUUGUUUCCAGAUUAAAAAAAAAAAACAAAACUUUGUAUUAUCAUGUGGUUUAUCAGCUAUUUUUCUAAAUCUUACAAUCAUAAGAAAUAUCUUUAAAUUUUAAUUACUCAAGGAACACUUCUGUCCUUGUAAACUGAGGACAGUCCCUUGGAUAAACUUAAUUCAUCUAAGUAAGUGAAGUUUUUAAGAAACCCUAUCUACAAGCAGGUAUAGACAUUUUUUAAAAGACCAGUGUUGACAUCUUUGUAAGACCAGUCUACCUCUUGAAAAAUUGUAGAUUACAAAGAGGUUUGCAGUUAUCCUGCAUCCAUAUUAUAGCUCAUUUUCCCAAAGAUAAAUAACUUCUCCUGGACCAGGGGUUAACUAGUUCUUCAAAAAAUAAUACUUAAUUCUAGGAAUUCCUGUUGUGGCUCAGUAGUAAUAAACCCGACUAGUAUCCAUGAGGAUGUGGGUUCAAUCUCUGGCCUUGCUCAGUGGGUUAAGGAUCAGGCAUUGCUGAGAGCUGUCGUAUAGGUCACAGAAGCAGCUUGGAUCCCAAGUUGCUGUGGCUGUGGCAUAGGCCAGCACCUGUAGCUCUGAUUUGACCCCUAACCUGGGGAACUUCCAUAUGCUGCAGUUGCAGCCCUAAAAA